AAGAUAUAUGGUCAUUUCUCAUCCACACAGCCCUCCUCUCUGCCCUCAGCCACUUCCCAAUGGCUCUCAUAGCUAAUCGACUCCUCUGUUACACCUCCACAAGAACACCGUACACCCAACUCCCUCUACGCCGUCCAUUCUUCAUACCAUCAUCCCCAUCGUGGUCUCAUCAGCCAAGAACAUCAUCUUCCACAGUCUCGGCGAAUCCCAAAAAGCUCUCUUCAUCAUCAAGAACCGGAAGAUAUGACAGUAAGAACAGAAGAAGCUUAGUUUCAACUAAGGAACAACAACAAGAAGAAGUAGUAGUAGAAAAACAAGGGAUAGAUGAGAUUUCAGUUGAUAACAACAGUGCUACUAUCGCAGCUGUUGAUGAUGGAUUUGUAAUGCCAGAGCUUCCCGGAGAAAAACCUGACUUCUGGGAAGGUCCUCAGUGGGAUGUUCUUGGGUUCUUUCUACAGUACAUGUGGGCUUUUGGUAUCGUUUUCGCGUUAAUUGCUUGUGGCAUUGCUGUGGCCACAUAUAAUGAGGGAGCAACAGAUUUCAAGGACACUCCAGUUUACAAAGAAUCAAUCCAAUCUCGAGAGCUUUUAGAUGAACCAGACACGUCUAAUUCAGAUGUUUUUGAAUCAAAUCCAACCGAACAGGCUCCUACUUUGGACUAGUCUUUGGAUUUACUUGCAAAUUUUGGAGCAAGAAAGAUUCCACCUGCAGGUCUCCAAUUCCAUUUACAAGGUAUUUUUGCAUAGAAAUAAGUAAUUCUGUUAUUUUUUUUCGCUACAUUUCAGAAAUGAAAUUGAACCACGUCUAUGUGGGUUUACGGGCUCAGCUUCUGAUGCUAUUUUUUUUA
Messenger RNA from Olea europaea var. sylvestris, 847 nucleotides. RefSeq lists its product as uncharacterized. The transcript is spliced from 2 exons. NCBI's taxonomy places the organism in Eukaryota, Viridiplantae, Streptophyta, Magnoliopsida, Lamiales, Oleaceae. The record is from RefSeq and is a predicted model, not a curated record. Bases 60 to 662 code for a protein of 200 amino acids.